AAAAAAAAGUUUAAAGUAAGUUCGUAGCAAAACAAAGAAGGGACAGCUGAAAAUUAUGAGUGAAACGGGGCUAGCGACGCAGAAUAAUAUAACCGUGGAAAAUGGGGACUGCUUCGACAUCCUGAAGGUGUCCACUCUCUUCGAGAGCAGCCUCCUGGAGGAGAAUGACGUACAAAUGGACGCCUACUUGGCAGCCUACGAGGAGAUAAUGAAGUUCUUCCAGCUGAUGGGCAGUGUGUUCAGUUUUGUCAGCAGCGAUGUGCGCACCAAAAUAGAUAUACUAUACACCCUGAGGUCCAAGGACACGGAGGAGGUGGAGCACUUCAGUACCUUCAGUACCAUGUUGGAGUACGAAAAGGAGGCCCAGUUGCUCAAUCAGAAGGGCUACGUGUCUGGGAGUCGCACCCUGCUACGACUUCAUCGCGGCCUGGACUUUGUCUACGAGUUUCUUAACCGGAUUCAGGCGUUACCAGACGACCAGAAGACCGUGGACGUGUGCAAGGCAGCCUAUGACGACACUCUGGGCAAACAUCACUCAUUCCUCAUCCGGAAAGGAGCCCGUCUGGCCAUGUAUGCCAUGCCCACGCGAGGCGAUCUCCUGAAAAGAGUCUGCUUUGAUGUCAAGGUGGCCAAGGAGAACCUGCCGACCAUGCUGGAGCACAUGCGAUCCAUCUACGACCGCACGGAGCAGCUUUACACGCUCCACGAUCUACACAGCUUGCCUUAGAACCUACCACGUACAUGGGCUACUCAAAAGAUCUGAUAAAAUGAUAUAAAUCUAAUAGUGAAUGACGAUUCCCUAACUUAUACAUUUAAAACAUGAUAUUAUAUUUCAAUUAUAUAGUUAAGGAUAAAUAUCACCCUAUCAGAUCUUGUGACUACCCCAAACUAGUUUAUGUAGCUAAAAUUGUCUGUGUUGAAUGUGUAACUGCAAGUAUUUGUUUUUAGAAGCCUGUAAGUUUUAAUUUUGCAUUUGAAAUUGCCUGUAAUCGCUCACUUAUCGCCUUGUCCACAGGCUGUGCAAUGUUUCCCAAAUCCCCCGUAA
Molecule: messenger RNA, 1045 nt
Organism: Drosophila subpulchrella
Lineage: Eukaryota; Metazoa; Arthropoda; Insecta; Diptera; Drosophilidae
Product: ceramide-1-phosphate transfer protein
Exons: 3
Coding region: 56-727 (223 amino acids)
Biological process (GO): intermembrane lipid transfer; ceramide transport
Cellular component (GO): membrane; cytosol; cytoplasm
Molecular function (GO): ceramide 1-phosphate transfer activity; ceramide 1-phosphate binding
Source: RefSeq, a predicted model, not a curated record